Messenger RNA from Pyricularia grisea, 2000 nucleotides. RefSeq lists its product as uncharacterized. The transcript has 3 exons. Gene Ontology annotation, molecular function: aspartic-type endopeptidase activity. Lineage: Eukaryota; Fungi; Ascomycota; Sordariomycetes; Magnaporthales; Pyriculariaceae. Gene Ontology annotation, biological process: proteolysis. The record is from RefSeq and is a predicted model, not a curated record. The coding region runs from base 398 to 1903 and encodes 501 amino acids.
CGGUCAUCGCAUCUCUAAGCGGGCGCUCCGGCCUACCAGUACUACCAAAUUCAGGGAUCCACUUGUACCGACAAUUGUUGCCGCCGAACCCUGAACAAGAUAGACAACACAUGCAGGGGUUCUCCGUUCGUCUGUUUGUGAUGGAGCCUCUGGCAAAUGAGUACUCCGCUUGACCUGUCUUGCCUGGUUCUCUUUCACGCUUGUUUGGGGGUUGGUCAAAUGGGGUAUUGAAUAUUCUUGACCUUCUAACGACAAUCAUUCAUCUGGUCUACUUCUUCCUAUUCCCCAGGGCUGGACAGAUGUGUUGUUACCUGGAGUUUUGGUCUUUCGUCUUUUCGCCGCAACCCCAACUUUUAGCCUCUUAAUAUUCGGAAGACUGAAAUCAACCUCUGUCAUCAUGAGGCUACUCGGCGCCCUCCUAUUAGCCCCAGCGGCGGUAUCGGCGACGAUUUCUUUCGAGUUGAUGAGAUCAACAUCGGACAGCCCUCACCUUGGCAAACGCAGCACCUUUGUGGAGAGUAUGGCAAACAACAUAACAGGCGGUGGCUAUUACCUCGACGUCAAGGUCGGAACCCCGGGCCAAGAUGCUCGCAUGCUACUUGAUACGGGCAGCAGUGAUGCCUGGGUAGUGUCAAGCAGGGCGGAUCUCUGCUGGACCCCGAGGUUGCAGCAGCAGUACGGGGAUAACUGCGGUAGCACUUACAACGAGACCAAGAGCUCAACAUACUCGCUAAAAGAGCGCGGUGGCUUUCAGAUCAAAUACCUCGACGGCUCGGCGGCUCGCGGCGACUACAUCAAGGAUGACUUCACCAUUGGCAAAGUAACCAUCAAGGGACUUCAGAUGGGUGUUGCGAGCACUACCGUUCGCGGCUCGGGGAUCCUGGGCGUCGGGUUCAGCUCGCAUGUCGCCGCCAAGCAGCCGUACCCCAACAUCAUGGACGAGCUGGUGGCGCAAAAGAUCAUACAAGCCAAGGCCUACAGCUUGUGGCUUAACGAUCGGCGGUCGCCGUCCGGCCGCAUCCUAUUCGGGGGUAUCGACACGGCCAAGUUCAUAGGGGCGCUGAAGGUGAUACCGUUGAUCCCGGACGUGACGACCAAGAACAUCACCAGCUUCACCGUCGCCUUGAGCGGCUUCGACAUUGAGCUCAGCAACAAGACCAAGACCAAGAUCGACUUGCGCAACGCCAGCAACCCGACGCUGCUGGACUCGGGCACUACGCUCUCCUACCUCCCAGCCGCCAUGGCGGAGAAGGUCUUUGGCAUGUUCGGCGCCGUCGAGGACAAGAACAUCACGGGUCUGACUUACAUCAGCUGCGACUACCUGCAGAAGGAAAAGGACAUGCUCAUGUCCUUCACCUUUGCCAAUGACGGCGGCACCAUCAAGGUCCCUAUGUACGAGAUGGUGCUGGACGUGGUCCGCAACCUCGCCGGAUUCCAGGCCCCUCCCGGUCUGCCCUUCAAGGACGUGUGCCUAUUCGGGAUCCAGUCGACGGGCCAGUUCGCGCAGCAGUACAACUCGCUCGAAGGGGCCGACUUUACCCUCCUGGGCGACACCUUCCUGCGCUCCGCCUACGUGGUCUACGACCUCGACCACAACCAGAUCGGCAUCGCGCAGGCCAACCUCAACGCCACCGACAGCAAGAUUGUCAACCUGACGUCGACCGAGAGCAGCCUGCCGCGCCUCACGGGCGUCGCGAGUCAGGUUGUCAACACGGCCAUCAUGACCACAGUCACGGGCGCCGAUGGGCUGCCGACCGUGACCACGACCGACGUGCCCGGCGCGCCCGAUAGCGAAAAUGCUGCGGCGGGUCGAGUGUUUUUGGGCCUCGGUAGGGAGGUUGCUUCUCUCGUUGGCAUGUGGACCCUCUUUGGUUUGUUUGGAGGCGUCUUUUUCGUCUUGUGACCUUUUUGAAUAAACAAAAAAAAAAAAAGAAGAGAAAAAGAAAAACGGACAAUGACAAAAAGAGAAAUGACACCUACGAUUUAUUUGCGAGCGCAGU